Messenger RNA from Populus trichocarpa (black cottonwood), 1968 nucleotides. RefSeq lists its product as uncharacterized. Lineage: Eukaryota; Viridiplantae; Streptophyta; Magnoliopsida; Malpighiales; Salicaceae. The record is from RefSeq and is a predicted model, not a curated record. Bases 309 to 1508 code for a protein of 399 amino acids. The transcript has 4 exons.
CCAAAAUCUGCACCGAUAGCUUCUUCGCUCGGGUUUUUACCCCGGGUUUUGUAAUGAUUGCCGCACCCUCUUACUCAUCAGGACUUGACGCUUGCCCCAAUAGGUAUAGGUCACGGGCUUCAGUGUCAGCAGGUGAGUUGUUACUCAUUAACGGAUUUCGACUUUCAGGUUCAACUACUUUCCUGCUGAACAGGCUGAUUCUCUUUAAUAGAAGUCCGUGCGUUUCAGGACUCCCCUUUCAUUUCCAAAAAUUCAAAAUUCCCGGAUUUUUUUUUUAAAACCCUUACAGUAAACUAUUUCCCGCCAAAAUGGUGGUUGGCCACCGUAGACCUCCGAUCUCGCCGUCACCGUCAAGAGCGAUUCUCCAGUCGAAGCUCACAAAACUAGUCUCUCGCCACGAGCAAAUGAAGAUCUCAUAUCAGCAGCUGAAGUCUCAAAUCGACACCGGUUUGCAUCAAGCAGAAGAAGUGUUUGCAUCUUUGGCGAUUCCGUUGAUGAAGCUUGUUGGUUUAAAAACUGUGGAAAUGGCCAGUGAAGGACGAUUCACUACAAUUGUAAUCGAUGAUAGUGAUCUUAACCAGGGAGAAAAUUUUGCUUCUGGAGCAGCCAUAGCUGGAAAAGAAAUCAUAGAGAAACGGAAGGUGCAAUUUGUACAGCUUGUAAAACUCCUUAGACAAAUUGAGUCCCAGGUCAAUUCAAGCCAAGAUGAAAUCCUCCAGAACCUUGAUCACCACCAUGGCUUCCUACAAAAACUCAUUCAGAAAUCCAUAGGUUUAGUGUCCACCCUUGACAGUGAAAACCACGACACCACUGUCAUCACAGUACGGCUUCUCCAAACCAUAUCCCACCAUGUAACUACAGUGCUUAGAUCAGUAAUGGAUGGUGUGGAUGACCUAAUACAGGGAUUAUCUCAACAGAUGUGUAAUCCUAUGUUGGAAUAUGCCAAGGGCCUUAAGGAUGAUAUGAAGAAUGGAGCGUGCAUGCGUUUAUUGGCCAUGGCGGAUAAGAUGGAAAAAGUGAUGAAAGAUAGCAGGGUGGAGUUGGAGGAUGCAAGGAGGAAAGCGAGACUGGCUGAAGAGAGGAAGAUUGAAGCGUUAUGCAAGCUGAAGGAAACAGUAGAAAGAGUGAGGAAAUUGAAGGAACACGUGACCUCUCUUUCAGAAGCCAAAAGAGGACUUAGAGAUUCUUCAUUUUCAGAAAAGUUCUCAGACAUGGAGGAAGACCGAACAAAAGAUGACAAGCUAUUGUGGGGGAUAUUGAAGAAGAAAAGAAAAUGUAAAGUACCAGAGAGCCCCUUGGGACCUGAAAUGCUUUUGUAUUUUGGUGCCACUAAGGAUAACCAUAAGCCCAAAGGGGUGAGGCCAUUGUCCAAUCACAGACCAGCCAGAAGGAGCUGUACAGCAGGGCUGAGUCCAAAAACUCCAUUCUUGAAUGCUCUGAUUCCUUUGGGCUCAUCACCUUCAGCGGUAAAUCAACCAGUAACUUCAUUGAGGCACACUGCUCACUGAAUACUUGCUUAAACUUGUGGAUUUGCUAGCUUUCAUUGUCAAUGGAGGGUUUUGCUUCCUUUUCAGUUAGCAUGCCUGUUAACCUUUUAACGGGCUUGCACUAAGGUGCCAUUUCUCAAAUUGGAAGCAAAUGCAUGAUUAAAAUAGCACAAUAGUCCCUUAGUACUGGAAGAGUUCUUUGAUUGUUUAAAGUUCACAUAUAAGAUUAGUUGUAGGCCAUUGCAUCCUGUUUGCAGAAUGAGAGUGCACUCUAUAGUGACACUCACAAUGAUUACAAGAGAGUGAAAUACUGAAAAGAAACGAAGUAUGGUUCCCUUUUAUUAUAACUGUUUUCUACUCGUGCAGAUCUUCUGCAAAUCGUCCAAAAGUGCAUUUCUUAUCUUUCAAGCUUUUGAUGGUUAGUCUUUCAGAGAAAAACAGUCACAUAAGUUAGAAAGGCUCUUGGUCCAAUUGGAGAACA